Molecule: messenger RNA, 1735 nt
Organism: Dimorphilus gyrociliatus
Lineage: Eukaryota; Metazoa; Annelida; Polychaeta; Dinophilidae
Source: the annotation of a GenBank genome assembly
GAUGAAUAGUAGGCAAUACUCCGCUAAGAAGUUGGAUAUUCUACAAUGGACGAAGAAGGAAUUGGUCGAGAGGUCCAUUAAAUUGGCGGAGAAACAAUUUUAUGAUGGUAAAACUUAUAUUGAUGAAAUUCGCAAGUGGAACAAAUGUGUUAAUACUAUGUCAAAAGUGGCUGAACUAAGCGAAUUGAGUCGUGUAUGGCAAAUUGAAGAAAUAAUUAAAUGGUGUGAAGAUCCUCAACGUAAAUUUGCUGUUGACGCAAAAAUUAUUAAUAAGUUUAAAGAGUGUUAUAGGAAAAUUAGAGAUUCUAUUCCUGACAAAUUUUCUGAAAUUGUUAAGCAAACAAAGAAAGUUUUAAAAUAUUUAGAUAAAUAUUGUAUGAGCUUUUACGAACUCGAAGAAGAUAUUAAUCUUGAGACUGCGAGGACCUACGAAACUCAGAGAAAGGAAUUGUCAGCAAAAAUUAAAACAAACGUUGAUAAAGUUGAAUAUUUAUCGCAUAAAUGGAGAACAGAAGGUUUAUUCGUCUAUGACUUAGGAGAAUACGGUAUCGAAGUAUGUAGGCGUUUAGACGUUGUUCAAGCUGCUUUUCUCGCUCUAUUUCCUACGCUUUGCGAAAAUUUACGAUUAGCUUGUGAUGCAAUGUUAACUUGGGUAGAAACGGAUAAGAAUUAUUCCCAAUUUCUUAAGAAUGAUAUAAGUGAUCUCGAGGAGAAGAGGGAAGAGCUACUUAAGGAAGUUCGUCAACACCAGCACAGAUAUCACCAGGUUAAUUAUCGUAAAAACCAGGUAGCUAAUGAGUUAGAAAAGCUAGAAGAAGAAGUUGAAAAAUUAGUAGAGAAAGAAGAUGAAUUACUUGUUGAUGUUGAAACUCUCUUGGAUAAAAGUAACAGGCUACAAAUUAAUAUGGAAAUAAAGGAGUAUCGAAGAGAUGAGUUAAUUAAGCGAAUAAACGAAUAUCCCACUAAUUUAUAUUAUGAAAAAUACAAUAAGCUGACGAAAGAUUUACGUGAUCUUAAGCACGAACUACCUGAUGUUAAAAGAAGUAUAGCUGGCUGCAAUCUAAAGUUGAAUUGGAUAACAACUAAACGAGACUCGCUACUUAGCGAAAGACAAUUGUGUAAGCAAUUAAAUAACGAACUAGAGGAAAUGAUUGAACAAAGAAUUAAAUAUGAAUUGGAAUAUCACGACGUUAUUGGUUCUUUAGAAUUAGCCAAGAAGAUUUAUUUAUACAAAACAUGUCCAGAUUCAAUUAACAAAAUAUUUCAUCAACAACCAGUCGAAGUUAAUUACGCAAGGUUACCUGGUAAACGCAGCGAGGAUGAUCCUUUUGAGAAAGCUUGCAAUAUUGUUUGUAUGACAAUUAAUACGGAUUGGCCUCAACUUUAUCGAAGUUUACCUUUUGCACCCACCAGAGGUCGGUUAACGUUGGAUAGGGAUAUAGAAGAAUUUACAGAAAGAGAAAGUAGAAAGGGUAAUGACGAAAGGGCACGUUAUGCUCUCAAUCGUUGGAGACGCUAUCACACAAGGGCUAAGCUAGAUGAUUUAAUGGAAGGUCUUAAUGGCUGUGGAAGAGCUGAUAUUGCACAGAACAUAAAUUCAAUACUUUAUCCAAAAGAUGAUGAAGAAAUAGACGAUUUCGAAGAUCCUGCAUAUAAAAUUGUUGAAGCGCAUUUAGUACCUUUUUUAAAAGAAGUUGAAAGAUUUGACGAACUAAAAGCUGCAAAUAAAAUUUAA